AUGAAUGCACAGAGUAAUAAAUACACAAGUGCCUACAUCUGUGUCCGUUUAAGGUGAAGCAAGUUCGUUUAACCUUUAACUCAACUUCGAUCGUUAUACUGUCACUUAUAACAUAAAUGAAACGCCUUCUGUUCGACUUCGUAUCGUAUGAUCAACUGACUAGUUAAUUUUCUAGCAAGCAUUUUAAUGUUCAAUGUCAAUCAUGGAUAACAAACUAUAAUUUGCAUAAUUAGUCAUUUAAUAAAUUUUAUACUUAAAUGCACACGCCAUAACACUGAGGACAAGCUUCCUGACGGUGAGGAUCAGGUUCCUCACGGUGAGGACAAGGUUCCUCGCGCAGAGGACAAGAUUCCUCACGCAGAGGCCAAAGUUCCUCUCGCUGAGGUCAAGGUGCCUCACACUGCGGACUAGAUACCUCACACUGAGGACAAGGUUCCUCACGCUGAAGACAAGGUUCCUCACGGUGAGGACAAGGUACCUCACACUUAGGACAAGGUAUCUCACACUGAGGACAACAUUUCUCAACCUGAGGUCAAAGUUCCUCACACGCUGAGGACAAGGUACCUCACACUGAGGACAAGGUUCCUCAAGCUGUGGACAAGGUACCUCACAUUGAAGACAAGGUACCUCCCACUGAGCACAAGAUUCCUCACGCCCAGGACAACGUUAGUGACGUUGAGAACAAGGUUCCUGACGCUGAGGACAAGGUCCCUCAAGCUGAGAUCAAGGUUCCUCACGGUGAGCACAAGGUACUUCGCACUGAGGACAAGGUACGUCACACUGUGGACAAGGUUCCUCAUGCUGAGGACAAGGCUUCUCACGUUGACAGGACAAAGUUCCUCAAGCUUAGGACUAGGUACCUCACACUGAGGACAAGGUACCUCACACUGAGGAGAAGGCUCCUCAAGCUGAGGACAAGGUUGCUCGCGCUGAGGACAAGCUUCCUCACGCUGAGGACAAGGUCCCCACGCAGAGGGCAAGGUCCCUCAAGGAGAGGACAAGGUUUCUCACGCUGAGGACAAGGUAACUCACACUGAGGACAAGGUACCUCACACUGAGGACAAGGUUUCUCACGCUGAGGACAAAGUUCCUCACGCUGAGGAAAAAGUUCCUCACGCUGAGGACAGGGUUCCUGACGCUGAGGACAAGGUUCCUCACGCUGAGGACGAGGUACCUCACACUGAGGACAAGGUUCUUCAAGCUGAGGACAAGGUACCUCACACUGAGGACAAGGUUUCUCACGCUGAGGACAAGGUUCCUCACGCUGAGGACAAGAUACCUCACACUGAGGACAAGGUUCCUCACGCUGAGGACGGGGUUCGUCACGCUGAGGACAAGGUAUCGCAGGCUGAGGACAUAGUGCCUCACCCUGAGGACAAGGUACCUCACACUGAGGACAAGGUACCUCACACUGAGGACAAGGAACCUCACGCUGAGGACAAAGGUCGUCACGCUGAGGAUAAGGUUCCUCAAGGUGAGGACAAGGUACCUCACACUGAGGACAAGGUUCCUGACACUGAUGACAAGGUUCCUCACGCUGAGGACAAGGUACCUCACACUGAGGAAAAGGUUCCUCACGCUGAGGACAAGGUUCCCACAGUGAGGACAAGUUAGCUCACACUGAGGACCAGGUUUCUCACCCUGAUGACAAGGUUCCUCAAGAUGAGGACAAAGUUCCUCACACUGAGGACAAGGUACCCCUCACUGAGGACAAGGUUCCUCGCUCUGAGGACAAGGUUCGUCACGCUGAAGACAAGGAUCCUCACGCUGAGGACAAAGUUCGUCACGGUGGGGACAAGGUCCCUCACGCUGAGGACAAGGUUCCUCAAACUGAGGGCAAAGUACCUCACACUGAGGACAAGGUACCCCACACGUAGUACACGGCUCCUAGGUUCCUGACGAUGAGGACAAGGUUCCUCAAGCAGAAAACAACGUACUUCACGCUGACGACAAGGUACCUCACACUGAGGACAAUGUUCCUCAAGUUGAGGACAGGCUACCUCACGCUGAGGACAAAGUUCCUCACGCUGAGGACAAGGUACCUCACACUUAGGACAGGGUACCUCACACUGAGGACAAGGUUGCUCACGCUGAGGAAAAGGGACCUCAAGCCGAGCACAAAGUUCCUCACACUGAGGACAAGGUUCCUCACUCAUAGGACAAGGUUCCUGACGGUGAGGAAAAGGUUGCUCACGCGGAGGACAAGGUUCGUCAAGCAGAGGACAAGUUUCCUCACGCAAAGGACAAGGUUCCUCACUAUGAGGACAAGGUACCUCACACUGUGGACAAGGUUCCUCACGCUCAGGACAAGGUUCCUCACGGUGGCAGAGGACAAGUUUCUUCACGCAUAGGGCAAGGUUCCUCACUCUGAGGACAAGGUACCUCACACUGUGGACAAGGUUCCUCACGCUCAGGACAAGGUUCCUCACGGUGAGGACAAGGUACCUCACACUGAGGACAAGGUUCCUCACGCUGAGGACAGGUUUCCACAAGGUGAGGACAAAGUUCCUGGCACUGAGGACAAGGUACCUCUCACUCAGGACAAGGAUUCUCAAGCUGAGAACAAGGUACCUCACACUGAGGACAAGGUACCUCACACUGAGGACAAGGUUCGUCACGCUGAGGACAAGGUUCCUCACGCUGAGGACGAAGCUGCUCACGCUGAGGCCAAGUUCCUCAUGCAGAGGACAAGGUUCCUCACGCUGAGGACAAGGUACGUCACAAUGAGGACAAGGUACGUCACAAUGAGGACUAGAUUUCUCACGCUGAGGACAAGGUACCUCACACGGAGGACAAGGUACCUUACACUGAGGACAAGUUCCCUCACGCUGAGGACAAGGUUCCUCACGUUGAGGAAAAGUUUCCUCACGCAGAGGACAAGGUUGCUCUUUCUGAGGACAAGGUACCUCCCACUGUGGACAAGGUUCCUCACGGUGAGGACAAGGUUCCUCACGGUGAGGUCAAGUUACCUCACACUGAGGACAAGGUUCCUCACGGAGAGGACAAGGUCCCUCACACUGAGGAUAAGGUUGCUCACAGCGAGGACAAGUUUCCUCACGCUGAGGACAAGGUUCCUCACGCAGAGGACAAGAUUCCUCAUUCCGACGACCAGGUACCUCACACUGAGGACAAUGGACGUCACACUGUGGGCAAGGUUCCUCACGGUGAGGACAAGGCACCUCACGCUGAGGACAAUGUUCCUCAAGGUGAGGACAAGGUUCCUCACGGUGAGGACAAGGUACCUCACACUGAGGAUAAGGUUCCUCAAGCUGAGGACAAGUUUCCUCAAGCUGAGGACAAAGUACCUCACACUGAGGACAAGGUACCUCACACUGAGGACAAGGUUCCUCACGCUGAGGACAAGGAUCCUCAAGCUGAGGACAAGGUACCUCACACUGAGGACAAGGUACCUCACAACGGACAAGGUACCUCACACUGAGGACAAGGUUCCUCAAGCUGAGGACAAGUUUCCUCAAGCUGAGGACAAAGUACCUCACGACUGAGGACAAGGUACCUCACACUGAGGACAAGGUUCCUCACGCUGAGGACAAGGUUCCUCAAGCUGAGGACAAGCCACCUCACACUGAAGACAAGGUACCUCACACUGAGGACAAAGUCCUCACGCUGAGGACAAGGUUGCUCCGUCAAGCUGAGGACAAGCUACCUCACACUGAAGACAAGGUACCUCACACUGAGGACAAAGCUCCUCACGCUGAGGACAAGGUUGCUCCGGCUGAGGACAAGCUUCCCCACGCUGAGGACAAGGUCCUCAGACUACUGAGGACAAGGUCCCUCAAGGUGAGGACAAGGUUCCUCACGCUGAGGACAAGGUACCUCACACUGAGGACAAGGUACCUCACACUGAGGACAAGGUACCUCACGCUCACACUGAGGACAAGGUUCCUCAUGAGGACAAGGUUCCGCAAGCUGAGGACAAGGUACCUCACACUGAGGACAAGGUACCUCACACUGAGGACAAAGCUCCUCACACUGAGGACAAUGUUCCGCAAGCUGAGGACAAGGUACCUCACACUGAGGACAAGGUACCUCACACUGAGGACAAAGCUCCUCACACUGAGGACAAUGUUGCUCCCGCUGAAGACAAGCUUCCUCACGCUGAGGACAAGGUCCUCACACUGAGGACAAGGUUCCUCACGCUGAGGACAAGGAUCCUCAAGCUGAGGACAAGGUACCUCACACUGAGGACAAGGUUCCUCACGCUAAGGACAAGGUUCCUCACGGUGAGGACAAGGUUCCUCACGGUGACGACAAGGUUCCUCACGCUAAGGACAAUGUUCCUCACGGUGAGGACAAGGUUCCUCACGGUGACGACAAGGUACCUCACACUGAGGACAAGGUUCGGACAAGGUUCCUCAAGCUGAGGACAAGGUACCUCACACUGAGGACAAGGUACCUCACACUGAGGACAAGGUUCCUCACGCUGAGGACAAGGUUCCUCAAGCUGAGGACAAGCCACUUCACACUGAAGACAAGGUACCUCACACUGAGGACAAAGCUCCUCACGCUGAGGACAAGGUUGCUCCGGCUGAGGACAAGGUUGCUCCGGCUGAGGACAAGCUACCUCACACUGAGGACAAGGUACUUCACGCCGAGGACAAGGUUCCUCAAGGUGAGGACAAGUUUCCUCAAGCUGAUGACAAAGUACCUCACACUGAGGACAAGGUACCUCACACUGAGGACAAGGUAUCCUCACGCUGAGGACAAGGUUCCUCACGCUGAGGACAAGGUUCCGCAAGCUGAGGACAAGGUACCUCACACUGAGGACAAGGUACCUCACACUGAGGACAAAGCUCCUCACACUGAGGACAAUGUUGCUCGCUCCCUCCCGCUGAAGACAAGCUUCCUCACGCUGAGGACAAGGUCCUCACAUUGAGGACAAGGUCCCUCAAGCUGAGGUCAAGGUUCCUCACGCUGAAGACAAGCUUCCUCACGCUGAGGACAAGGUCCUCACAUUGAGGACAAGGUCCCUCAAGCUGAGGUCAAGGUUCCUCACGCCCAGGACAACGUUAGUGACGCUGACAGCAUGGUUCCUGACGCUGAGGACAAGGUCCUCACGCUGAGGACAAGGUUACUCAAGCUGAGAACAAUGUUCCUCACUGUGAGCCCAAGGUACCUCACACUGAUGAGAAGGUACGUCACACUGUAGACAAGGGUCGUCACGCUGAGGACAAGGAUCCUCAAGCUGAGGAGAAGGUACCUCACACUGAGGACAAGGUACCUCACACUGAGGACAAGGUGUCUCACGCUGAGGACAAGGUUCCUCACGCUGAUGACAAGGUUUCUCACGCUGAGGACAAUGUUCCUCACGCAGAGGACAAGGUUGCUCUUUCUGAGGACAAGGUACCUCACACUGUGGACAAGGUUCCUUACGGUGACGACAAGGUUCCUCACGGUGAAUUCAAGGUACCUCACACUGAGGACAACGUUCCUCACGGUGAGGACAAGGUACCUCACACUGAGGAUAAGGUUGCUCACAACGAGGACAAGUUUCCUCACGCUGAGGACAAGGUUCCUCACGCAGAGGACAAGGUUCCUCAUUCCGACGACAAGGUACCUCACACUGAGGAUAAGGGACGUCACACUGUGGGCAGGGUUCCUCACGGUGAGGACAACGACCUCACACUGAGGACAAAAUUUCCUCAAGCUGAGGACAAGUUUCCUCAAGCUGAGGAAAAAGUACCUCACACUGAGGAGAAGGUACCUCACACUGAGGACAAGGUUCCUCACGCUGAGGACAAGAUUCCUCAAGCUGAGGACAAGGUACCUCACACUGAGGACAAGGUACCUCACACUGAGGACAAGGUUCCUCAACCUGAGGACAAGCUUCCUCAAGCUGAGGACAAAGUACCUCACACUGAGGACAAGGUACCUCACACUGAGGACAAGGUUCCUCAACGCUGAGGACAGGGUUCCUCUAGCUGAGGACAAGGUACCUCCCACUGAGAACAAGGUACCUCACACUGAGGACAAAGCUCCUCACGCUGAGGACAAGGUUCCUCACGCUGAGGACAAGGUACCUCCCACUGAGAACAAGGUACCUCACACUGAGGACAAAGCUCCUCACGCAUUGAGGACAAGGUCGCCCUCAAGGUGAGGAGAAGGUUCCUCACGCUGAGGACAAGGUACCUCACACUGAGGACAAGGUUCUUCAAGCUGAGGACAAGGUUCCUCACGCUGAGGACAAGGUACCUCACACUGAGGACAAGGUUCCUCAAGCUGAGGACAAGGUUCCUCACGCUGAGGACAAGGUACCUCAAACUGAGGACAAGGUUCCUCACUCUGAGUACGGGGUUCGUCACGUUGAGGACAAGGUUUCUCAGUCUGAGGACAUGGUGCCUCACGCUGAGGACAAGGCACCUCACACUGAGGACAAGGUACCUCACACUGAGGAAAAGGUUCCUCUCGCUGAGGACAAGGCUUCUCACGCUGACGACAAGGUUCCUCACUGUGAGGAACAAGGUUCCUCACGCUGAGGACAAGGUACGUCACACUGAGGACAAGGUUCCUCACGCUGAGGACAAGGUACCUCUCACUGAGGAGAAGGUACGUCACACUGAGGACAAGGUUCCUCACGCUGAGGACAAGGUACCUCUCACUGAGGAGAAGGUACGUCACACUGAGGACAAGGUUCCUCACGCUGAGGACAAGGUACCUCUCACUGAGGACAAGGUACGUCACACUGAGGACAAGGUUCCUCACGCUGAGGACAAGGUACCUCUCACUGAGGACAAGGUACGUCACACUGAGGACAAGGUUCCUCACGCUGAGGACAAGGUACCUCUCACUGAGGAGAAGGUACGUCACACUGAGGACAAGGUUCCUCACGCUGAGGACAAGGUACCUCUCACUAAAGACAAGGUACGUCACACUGAGGACAAGGUUCCUCACGCUGAGGACAAGGUACCUCUCACUGAGGACAAGGUACCUCACACUGAGGACAAGGCUCCUCACGCUGAGGACAAGGUUCCUCACGGUGAGGACAAGGUACCUCACACUUAGGACAAGGCUACCUCACGCUGAGGACAAGGUUCCUCACGGUGAGGACAAGGUACCUCACACUGAGGACAAGGUACCUCACGCUGAGGACAAGGCUCCUCACUCUGAGGACUAGGUACCUCACCCUGAGGACAAGGUACCUCACACUGAGGACAAGGUACGUCACACCGAGGACAAGGUUCCUCACGCUGCGGACAAAGUUCCUCACGCUGAGGAAAAGGUUUCUCAGGCUGAGGACAUGGUAUCUCACGCUGAGGACAAGGUACCUGACACUGAGGACAAGUUUCCUCACGCUGAGGACAAGGCUUCUCACGGUGACGACAAGGUUCCUCACGCUGAGAACAAGGUUCCUCACGCUGAGGGCAAAGUUUCUCACGCUGAGGACAAGGUACCUCACAGUGAGGACAAGGUACCUCACACUGGGAACAAGGUACCUCACACUUAGGACAAGGUACCUCAAGCUGAGGAUGGGUACCUCACACUGAACAAGGUUCCUCACACUUAGGACAAGGUACCUCAGGCUUAGGACAAAGUACCUCACACUGAGGACUAGGUACGUCACACUGAGGACAAGGUUCCUCACUCUGAGGACAAGGCUCGUCACGCUGAGGACAAGGUUCCUCACGCUGAGGACCUCCACUGAGGAGAAGGUACCUCACACUGAGGACAAGGUUCCUCACACUUAGGACAAGGUACCUCACUUAGGACAAAGUACCUCACACUGAGGACUAGGUACGUCACACUGAGGACAAGGUUCCUCACUCUGAGGACAAGCUCGUCACGCUGAGGACAAGGUUCCUCACGCUGAGGACAAAGUUCCUCACGCUGAGGAAAAGGUUCCUGAAACUGAGGACAAAGUACCUCACAGUGAGGACAAGGUACCUCACACUUAGGACAAAGUUCCUCACUCUGAGGACAAGCUUCCUGACGUUGACGACAAGGUUCCUCACUUUGAGGACAAGGUAUUUCACACUUAGGACAAUGUACCUCACACUGAGGACAAGAUUCCUCAAGCUGAGGACAAAGUUCCUCACACGGAGGACAAGGUAUCUCAGACUGAGGACAAGGUUCCUCACUCUGAGGAGAAGGUUCGUUACGCUGAGGACAAGGUUCCUUACGCUGACGACAAAGUACCUCACGCUCAUUACAAGGUCCCUCACGCUGAGGACAAGGUUUUUUUGAUUGAUUGACAUCUUUAUUUAAAACACGAGGUCCAUUUCACAGGUUAAUGCUUACGCUGACGACAAAGUACCUCACGCUCAUUACAAGGUCCCUCACGCUGAGGACAAGGUUUUUUUGAUUGAUUGACAUCUUUAUUUAAAACACGAGGUCCAUUUCACAGGUUAAUGUUAUGUGCUCUUCAAUGGAGACGUGUACCUAUACUAGUCGACUAAUUACUAAUAAAAAAGUAUCAAACUAUUUACAAAGGUAACAAACUACACAUGCAAAGAAACUAAUAUAAAAGAAAUAUUAAGAUAUUUUAGAUUUAAACUCAACGAGAGAUUGAACUCUAGUGAGUUCGACGGGUAUGUCAUUCCAGAGGGUAGCUCCUCUGUAGGAAAAACUUUUCUUCAAGGAUUCCGUUAAGGGUCUUGGUACAAAAAGUUUAUGAUUAGAUCCACGCAAACUAUGUUCGUGUAUCAUUGACGUGGAAGUAAAUUUUCCAGACAAAUAACUAGGAACCAUAUUAUUAACAGUUUUGCACAUAAAAGUUUUGAACUGUUGGGUACGUCUGGUUUCAAGGCUGGUCCAAUUCAAUGAUGUUCAAAUAUCUGAUGACCGGAUGUUAUAAUCAGAUUCAGUAAUAAUUCUUGCGGCCCUAUUCUGUAAUCGCUGUAACCUUUGUCCAAGACCCUUACCUAGGCUAUCCCAGACAAUACUACAAUAAUCAAAGUAAGGCUGUGCUAAAGAGUUAUAGAUCAUGACUAGAGUUGACUGUUGGAGCAAUGGUUUUAGUCUUCGUAGAACUCCAAUCACCUUGAAGACUUUGGAGAUUAUAGUAGAAACAUGAUGCUCCCAUGUCAAACUCUCGUCCAUUUUUAAACCUAAACACUUAUAAGAUCUAGCUCUUUCAAUUUUGUUUCCGGCGAUAGCAAUAUUAGGUUCUUCAGAAAUAGUAUUUAAUUUUUGUCUAGAUGCCAUAAACAUACAUUUAGUUUUAAUCGCAUUCAGGCUUAGUUUAUUCUGGUUAAGCCAGUUUUGGAGAGUUUUAAGGUCGUCAUUUAGAACAGAAAUCAACUUGUCAGGGUUGCUGUCCGCAAAAGUCAAGUUGGUAUCAUCAGCGAAUAAACGCCCAUCUGAUACCAAUUCACUAUUAGCUAGGUCGUUUAUGUAUAUUAAAAACAGUAGUGGACCUAAGAUAGACCCAUGAGGAACUCCACAUGUUUCUUUGCGAGUAUCAGAUCGUAUGUUGUUAAUAACUGUUAUUUGAGUACGAUCAGAAAGAUAGUUUCUAAAAAGAUCAAUCGCUUCUUUGUUGAAACCAUAACAAGUUAACUUCUGUAGUAAAAUGUUAUGAUCAAUGGUAUCAAAAGCCUUUUUUAAAUCAACGAGUAUUUAUUGCAUUUAUUAACCCACUGUCCAUGUUAGAGUACCAUUUGUCAGUGACAUCAAGCAUAGCUGUUAACGUUGAGUGAAGAGGUCUAAAUCCUGAAUGUAUGUCAGAUAAAGGGUUGUUUUUGUUUAAAAAGGUAUAUGCUUGGUCAAAGACAACUUUUUCAAAAAUUUUUGAAACUACAGGAAGGACUGAAAUAGGCCUAUAAUUAUUCAAAUCUAGUUUUGAAUCAUGUUUAUAAAUUGCUGAUACCCUGGCACACUUCCAGUCAGCGGGAAUAAUUCCCUUGCGAGUUACUAGGUUAAUAAUGUGAGUAAGUGAAACCACAGUGGUGAAAUUAAUUAGUUUUAAUAAACGAACAGGAAUGUUAUCAAGACCGCUAGCCUUAGAAGUCGAUAAUUUAUAAAUUAGUCCAUCUAUUUGAGAUGGAGUAAUUUCAUGUAAUUCAAAAACUUAAUUACUUUGCGGAAUGUUAGACGAGGCCGCACCAGUUGUUGGAAUUUGUGCUGCAAAUUUAGGUCCGAUUUCAGUGAAGUGCUUAUUAAAAACAUUGCUAAUAGUUACUGGGUCAGUAAUUUCGAUUUCAUCUUGCAAGAUUUUUGGCAUAGUAGUUGAAUUUUUAGAUUUAGAAAGAAGACUGUUGAUACCAUUCCAAGUUUCUUUAGUUCGGCCUACGUUGAGUUGAAACAAAGAAUUAUAAUAUUGCUUUUUACUAUCUCUAAUUUUAAAGUUAACUAGAUUUUUAGCUGUUUUAAAAUUGACCCAAUCAUUUUCAUCUUUAGUAUAAGCUGCUUUACGCUUCAAUCAAUCUCGUUCCCAUAUUAAUUUCUUGAUAUCUACAGAGAGCCAUGGGGCAUAGUUUUUCCUUAUUCUUCUUUGUUUGACUGGAGCAUGCUUAUCAGCAACAUCAAGAAAUAGUUUUUUCCAAAUUUGCCAAGCAUUUAUAGGAUCAUCUAAGGAAACUAUGCACUGCAAGGAAUAGCAUCAAUGUCAUGCUUGAAUGAAGUUUCAUCAAAAUUUUUAUAACUGCGGGAUUUGAUAGUUAUAGGCUUAGAUUUAACACUGGAGUGUUUUCUGAUAGCAUAAAUUAAAUUAUGGUCGCUGAUGCCUAGAACUAUAACGCCCGCAGAAGUAAAGUUGUUCGGUUCAUUAGUAAGAAAGAGAUCGAUUAACGUGGAUGAGCUAUUUGUAAUUCUAGUUGACUCCUUAAUAAGUUGAGUAUAUUGAUAUGACUCACUUAGUUCGAAUAAAUGUUUAGUAUCAUUAUCUGCCAUAGAUGCACUCAUGUUACAAUUUAAAUCACCAAUGAUAUUAUUUUAAUACCAAGGAACUCGAUUUUAUCUAAAAUUACCUGAAGUUUGUCAAAGAGAUCCUUGCAAGUAUUAGGAGGUCUGUACCACGUUGAUAUUAGAAAUGGUUUAACUUUAGGUUUACUGAUCUCAACGCACAGAAACUCAAGGGCUUCAUCAUGAAGAUCAUUUCUGAGAUUAAAAUUAAUUGAAUUUCGGAUAUACAUAGCUACACCGCCUCCGUGUCGUGUUCGAUCGUUCCUAACUAAAGUAUAUUUAUCAAUUGAUAUUUCAGAAUUACUAAUAGUUUCAUCAAAACGAGUUUCGUUUAAGACCAGUAUACCUAAAUAUUGAUGUUGCAUGUUCAAUCUUAAUUCAUCGAUAUGCUUGGGUAAACUUGCAAUGUUUAGAAAAGCAAUUUUGAAGCCUCUGUGGUUAGGUAAGUUGAAAUCAGUUCGUUUGUGCGUAUUAGAAUCGCUUUUAUCAACAUUGGAAAAGGUUUUGUUAGACAUACCCGUCGCUACUAAUCAAUGAUUAAUAAUAUAAGACGAGAUUCAUUUAGCAAUAAUGGCAGUACCAUUCUCAGAAGGUUCCUCACUCUGAAAACAAGGUUGUUGACGCUGAGGUCAAGGUCCCUCGCGGUGAGGAAAAGGUUCCUCACGCAGAGGACAAGAUUCCUCACGCAGAGGACAAAAGUUCCUCAAGCUUAGGACAAGGUAGCUCACACUGUGGACAAGGUUCCUCAAGCUGAGGACAACGCCCCACACUGAGCAGAAGGUUCCUCACUCUGAAAACAAGGUUGUUGACGCUGAGGUCAAGGUCCCUCGCGGUGACUGUGGACAAGGUUCCUCAAGCUGAGGACAACGUUCUUCACGAUGACGACAAGGUACCUCACACUGAGGACAAUGUUCCUCAAGCUGAUACAAGGUACCUCACACUGAAUACAAGGUUCCUCACGCUGAGAACAAAGUUCCUCACGCUGAGAACAAAGUUCCUCACGCUGAGGAAGAGGUUCGUCAAACUGAGGACAAGGCACCUCACACUGAGGACAAUAUUCCUCAAGCUGAAGACAAGGUACCUCACGCUGAGGACAGGGUUCUUGACGCUGAGGAAAAGGUUCCUCACGCUGAGAAAAAGGUUCCUAACGCUGAGUACAAGGUACCUCACGCUGAGGACAAGGUAUCUCACGCUGAGGACAAGGUUCCUCUGGCUGAAGACAAGUUUCCUCACGCUGAGCACAAGGUACCUCUCACUGACGACAAGGUUCAUCAAGCUGAGGACAAGGUGCCUCACCCUGAGAACAAGGUGCCUCACACUGGGGACAAGGUUCGUCAUGCUGAGGUCAAGUUUCCUCAAGCUGAGGACAAGGUACCUCACACUGAGGACAAGGAUCCUCAAGCUGAGGACAAGGAUCCUCACGGACAAGGUUCCUCAUGCAGAGGACACGGCUCCUCACGCUGAGGGCAAGGUACGUCACACUGAAGACUAGAUUCCUCACGCUGAGGACAAGGUGCCUCACAGUGAGGACAAGGUACCUCACACUGAGGACAAGGUUCCACACGCUGAGGACAGGGUUCCUCACGGAGAGGACAAGGUACCUCACACUUAGGACAAGGUACCUCAUACUGAGGACAAGGUUCCUUAAGCUGAGGACAAGGUUCCUCAAACUGAGGACAGUUCCUCACUCUGAGGACAAGGUUUCUCACGGUGAGGACAAGGAUCCUCACGGUGAGGACAAGGUUCCUCACGCAGCGGACAAGAUCCUCACGGUGAGGACAAGGUUCCUCACGCAGCGGACAAGAUUCCUCACGCAGAGGACAAGUUCCUCAAGCUGAGGAAAAGGUACCUCACACUAAGAACAAGGUUCCUCAAGACAAGUUCCUCAAGCUGAGGAAAAGGUACCUCACACUAAGAACAAGGUUCCUCAAGCUGAGGACAACGGUCUUCACACUGACGACAAGGUACCUCACGCUGAGGACAAUGUUCCUCAAGCUGAGGACAAGGUACCUCACUCUGGGGACAAGGUUCCUCACGCUGAGGACAAAGGUCCUCACACUUAGGCGAAGGUACCUCACACUUAGGACAAGGUUCCUCACAUUGAGGACAAGGUUCUCACACUGAGGACAAGGUUCCUGACGGUGUGGACAAGGUUUCUCACGCUGAUUACAAAGUUUCUCACGCUGAGGACAAGGUCCCUCACGCUAAGCACAAGGUACCUCACACUCAGUACAGGUACCUCACACUGAGGACAAGGUUCCUCACACUGAGAACAAGGUUCCUCACGCUGAGGACAAGGUUCCUCAGGCUGAGGACAAGGUUCCUCACGCUGAGGACAAGGUACAUCACGCUGAGGACAAGGUUUCUCACGCUAAGGACAAUGUUCCUCUCGGUGAGGACAAGGGACCUCACAAUCAGGACAAGGUUCCUCAAGCUGAGGACAAGGUACCUCAAGCUGAGGACAAAGUAGCUCACACUGAGGACAAAGUACUCACACUGAGGACAAUGUUCCUCACGCUGGCACAAGGUACCCCAAGUUGAGGACAAAGUACCUCACACUGAGGACAAGGUUCCUCAAGCUGAGGACAAGGUACGUAACACUGAGGACAAGGUACCUCACACUUAGGACAAGGUACCUCACACUGAGGACAAGGUUCCUCACGCUGAGGACAAGGUUCCUCAACCUGAGGACAAGGUACCUCACACUGAAGACAAGGUAACUCACGAUGAGGACAAGGUACCUCACAAUGAGUACAAGGUACCUAUCACUGAGGACAAGGUUCCUCAUGCUUAGGACAAGGUUCCUCAAGCUGAAGACAAGGUACCUCACACUGGGGACAAAGUUCCUCACGCUGGGGACAAGGUUCCUCGCGCUGAGGACAAGGUUUCUCACGCUGAGGAAAGAUUUCUCGCGCAUAGGACAAGGUUCCUCACGGUUUGGACUAGGUACCUCAGACUGAGGACAAGGUUCCUCACGCAUAGAACAAGGUUCCUCACGCUGAAGACAAGGUACCUCGCACUGAGGACAAGGUUCAUCACGCUGAGGACAAGGUUCCUCACGCUGAGGUCAAGGUACCUCACACUUAGGACAAGAUACCUCACACUGAGGACAAGGUUCCUCACGCUGAGGACAAGGUUCCUCAAGGUGAGGACAAGUCUCACACUGAGGACAAGGUACUUCACACUGAGGACAAGGUUCCUCACUCUGUGGACAAGGUUUCUUACCCUGAUUACAAAGUUUCUCACGCUGAGGACAAGGUCCCUCACAUGAGUACAAGGUACCUUCUCACCUAGGAGAAGGUUCCUCACGCUGAGGACAACGUUCCUCACGCUGAGGACAAGGUUCCUCAGGCUGAGGACAAGGUUCCUCACGCUUGA
Molecule: messenger RNA, 14235 nt
Organism: Paramuricea clavata
Lineage: Eukaryota; Metazoa; Cnidaria; Anthozoa; Malacalcyonacea; Plexauridae
Source: the annotation of a GenBank genome assembly